Lontra canadensis (Northern American river otter) is the source of this 10412-nucleotide messenger RNA. It is a transcript of the gene LAMA3, whose product is annotated as laminin subunit alpha 3. Gene Ontology annotation, molecular function: signaling receptor binding. The record is from RefSeq and is a predicted model, not a curated record. The transcript has 75 exons. Gene Ontology annotation, cellular component: basement membrane. Gene Ontology annotation, biological process: regulation of cell adhesion; regulation of cell migration; axon guidance. NCBI's taxonomy places the organism in Eukaryota, Metazoa, Chordata, Mammalia, Carnivora, Mustelidae. Bases 18 to 9998 code for a protein of 3326 amino acids.
GGAUCACGCGCUGCAGGAUGGCGGCGGCCGCGCGGGUUCCAGGCUGGGUAUUGAGGCCGGUUCUGCUGCUCCUGCUGCUGCCGCCCGCCGUGAACCCCGCUCGGGAACCCCGGACCGCGGCCCGGCUCAGCCUGCACCCGCCCUACUUCAACCUGGCGGAGGCGGCGAGGAUUUGGGCCACCGCCACCUGCGGAGAGCGGGAGCCCGGCGGCGCGCGGCCCGAGCUCUACUGCAAGUUGGUGGGGGGGCCCACCGCCGCGGUUAGCGGCCACACCAUCCAGGGCCAAUUCUGUGACUACUGCAAUUCUGAGGACCCCAGGAGAGCACAUCCUGUCACCAACGCAAUUGACGGAUCCGAGCAAUGGUGGCAAAGCCCUCCUCUGUCCUCAGGCACACAGUACAACAAAGUCAAUGUCACCUUGGAUCUGGGGCAGCUUUUCCAUGUGGCCUAUCUUAUCAUCAAAUUUGCAAAUUCUCCUCGCCCUGAUCUUUGGGUCUUGGAAAGAUCAGUAGACUUUGGAAGCACCUACUCACCCUGGCAAUAUUUUGCUCACUCUAAAGUAGAUUGUUUGGAACAAUUUGGGCAAGAGGCAAAUAUGGCUAUCACCCAAGAUGAUGAUGUACUUUGUACUACUGAAUAUUCCCGGAUUGUACCUUUGGAAAAUGGUGAGGUUGUGGUGUCCUUGAUAAAUGGUCGACCAGGUGCAAAAAAUUUCACCUUCUCUCACACCCUGAUGGAGUUCACUAAGGCUACAAACAUCCGCCUGUGUUUUCUGCGAACCAAUACCCUUCUUGGACACCUCAUCUCCAAAGCACAGAGAGAUCCAACGGUUACUCGGCGGUAUUAUUACAGCAUAAAGGAUAUCAGCAUCGGUGGGAGGUGUGUUUGCAAUGGCCAUGCCCAAGACUGCAAUGCAAACAAUCCUGAAAAAUUGUUUCAGUGUGAGUGCCAGCACCAUACCUGUGGGAAGACGUGUGACCGCUGUUGUGCUGGGUACCACCAGAGGCGCUGGCGACCCGCCACGUGGGAACAGAGCAAUGAGUGUGAAGCAUGCAACUGCCAUGGUCAUGCCCUUGACUGUUACUAUGACCCAGAUGUUGAGAGGCAGCAGGCCAGCUUGAAUAUCUACGGCAUCUAUGCAGGUGGAGGGGUCUGCAUUAAUUGUCAGCAUAACACAGCUGGUAUAAACUGUGAAAACUGUGCUAAAGGUUAUUACCGCCCUUAUGGUGUUCCAGUCGAUGCCCCCCACGGCUGCAUCCCUUGCAGCUGUAACCCCGCACACGCGGAUGACUGUGAGCCGGGCUCAGGCCGCUGCACUUGCAAGCCGAAUUUCCAAGGAGACAACUGUGAGAAGUGUGCCGUUGGAUACUAUCACUUCCCCUUCUGCCUGAGAAUUCCCAUUUUCCCCAUUUCUACUCCAAGUCCUGAAGAUCCAGUAGCUGGAGAUAUAAAAGGGUGUGACUGUGACUUAGAAGGCGUUCUCCCCGAAAUAUGUGAUUCCUAUGGAAGGUGCCUUUGCCGCCCUGGAGUCGAGGGCCGUCGGUGUGAUGCCUGCCGCUUGGGUUUCUACUCAUUCCCUAUUUGCCAAGCCUGCCAGUGUUCGGCCCUUGGCUCCUACCAGACGCCCUGCAACCCGGUGAUGGGACAGUGUGAAUGCCUUCCAGGGGUUACAGGACAGCGAUGUGACAGGUGUCUCUCAGGAGCCUAUGAUUUCCCUCACUGCCAAGACUUCACAGGUCGCUGUGACCCAGCCGGUACCCUGGACUCCAAUUUGGGAUAUUGCCAAUGCAAGGCUCAUGUGGAAAGUCCUUCUUGUAGCAUCUGCAAACCAUUAUAUUGGAAUCUGGCCAAAGAAAACCCCAAUGGAUGUUCAGAAUGCCAGUGCCACGUGGCGGGAACAGUGAGCGGAAUCGGAGAGUGUGGACAGCAAGAUGGUGACUGUCACUGCAAGUCCCACGUCAGUGGCGAUUCCUGUGACACGUGUGAAGAUGGGUAUUUUGCUUUGGAAAAGAGCAAUUACUUUGGGUGUCAAGGGUGUCAGUGUGAUGUUGGUGGAGCCAUCAGCCCCCUGUGCAGCGGACCCUCGGGAGGAUGCCGUUGCCGAGAGCAUGUCGUGGGGACGGCGUGCCAGCGCCCUGAGAACAACUACUAUUUCCCGGAUUUACAUCAUAUGAAGUAUGAGAUUGAAGAUGGUACCACACCUAAUGGAAGAGAACUUAGGUUUGGAUUUGAUCCCCUGGAGUUCCCUGAGUUCAGUUGGAGAGGAUAUGCUCAGAUGACCUUGGUGCAGAAUGAAGUGAGGAUCAUGCUUAAUGUGGGGAAGUCAAGUCACUCUUUGUUUCGUGUUAUUCUGAAAUACGUUAACCCUGGAACAGAAGCCAUAUCUGGUCGUGUGACAAUUUAUCCAUACCGGGCUGAAACAGGAGCUGCUCAAAGCAAAGAAGUCAUCUUCCUGCCGAGAAAGGAGCCAGCCUUUGUCACCGUCCCAGGAAAUGGUGUGGCAGAACAAUUUUCAAUUACACCAGGGACAUGGAUUGCUUGUAUCAAAUCAGAGGGAGUCCUCCUGGACUACCUGGUCCUGCUUCCCAGAGACUACUAUGAGGCCUCCUCCCUGCAACUGCCAGUCACCCAGCCGUGCGCCGACUCAGGACUACUCCAAGAAAAUUGCUUGUUCUACCAGCAUUUGCCAGUGACCCGAUUCCCCUGUGCCCUGGCUUGUGAGGCCAGACACUUCCUGCUUGAUGGGGAGCCAAGAGCCUUGGCAGUGAGGCAGCCCACCCCCGCACACCCAGUCAUGGCGGACCUCAGCGGGAGAGAGGUGGAGCUGCACCUGCGGCUGCGGGUCCCACAGGUCGGCAACUACGUGGUCAUGCUCCAGUAUUCCACGGAAGUAGACCAGUUGUCCGUUGUUGAUGUGCACAUGGAGAGCUCGGGGUCUGUCCUGGUAGGCCAGGUGAACAUCUACAGCUGCAAGUACAGUGUCCUCUGCCGGAGUGUUGUAACUGAUGGCAGGAGUCGCCUCGCCGUCUAUGAGCUGUUGACAGAUGUGGGCAUUCGGCUCAGAGCACGCAGGGCUCGAUUCCUUCUGCAUCAAAUUUGUAUCAUACCCAUUGAAGAAUUCUCUAUUGAAUAUUUGAGACCUCAAGUCAAAUGCAUUGCCAGUUACGGGGGUUAUGUUAAUCAAAGUGCCUCUUGUGUCUCUCUGGUCCCUGAAACUCCUCCAACAGCCUUGAUUUUGGAUGUCCCAAGGGGUGAGUCUUCCCCUUUCCUGCCCCAGGAUCCUCUGCCUUCUGCUGAUGUUACUGGAGUCAUCUUGAAGGCGCCACAGAAUCAAGUGACCCUGCGAGGACUUGUACCACGACUAGGCCGAUAUGUCAUUGUCAUCCAUUUUUAUCAACCAGCACACCCAGCAUUUCCCACACAAGUCUUUGUGGAUGGAGGGCGGCUGUGGCCUGGUGUCUUCCGUGCCUCUUUUUGCCCCCAUGUGCUUGGCUGCCGGGACCAAGUCAUUGCUAAAGAUCAAGUUGAGUUGGACAUCUCCAAGCCAGAGGUGGCUGUGACUGUGAAGGUUCCAGAAGGAAAGUCCCUAGUAUUGGUCCGUGUUCUAGUGGUGCCUGCCGAGGAUUACGACUACCAAAUACUUCACAAAAAAUCAGUGGACAAGUCAUUUGAGUUUAUCAACAGUUGUGGAAGAAACAGUUUUUAUAUUGACCCCCAGACAGCCUCUGGAUUCUGUAAGAACUCCUCCAGGUCCCUGGUGGCCCUCUACCACAAGGGAGCACUGCCUUGUGAGUGCCACCCCACCGGGGCCAUUGGCCAUCACUGCAGCCCAGAGGGUGGGCAGUGCCCAUGCCGGCCCAAUGUCAUUGGGCGGCAGUGUACCCGCUGUCGAACGGGCUACUAUGGAUUCCCACAUUGCAAACCUUGCAAGUGUGGCCCACGCCUCUGUGAAGAGAUGACAGGGAAGUGCCUCUGCCCUCCCCGCACCGUCAGGCCCCAGUGUGAGGCGUGUGACAUGCAUUCCUUCAGCUUCCACCCCCUGGCUGGCUGUGAAGGUUGCAACUGUUCCAGGAGAGGCACAGUUGGGGUCACCACCCCAGAGUGCGACAGGGACCACGGGCAGUGCAGGUGCAAGCCCAGAGUCACAGGGCGGCAGUGUGACCGGUGCGCUUCUGGGUUUUAUCACUUCCCCGAGUGCCUUCCCUGCCCCUGCAACAGGGAUGGGACUGAGCCAGGAGUCUGUGACCCAGUGACCGGAGCUUGCCUCUGCAAGGAGAAUGUGGCGGGUACAGAAUGUAAUGUGUGUCGAGAAGGAUCGUUCUACUUGGACCCAGCAAAUCCCAAGGGCUGUACCCUCUGCUUCUGUUUUGGAAUAAGUAAUUGUUGUCACAGUACACAUAAAAGAAGAGCUAAGUUUGUGGAUAUGAUGGGUUGGCGCCUGGAGACAGCGGACGGAACAGACAUCCCUGUCUCCUUCAACCCGGGCAGCAGCAGCGUGGUCGCAGACCUCCAGGAGCUGCCCUCCACAGUCCACAGUGCGUCCUGGGUCGCACCUCUUUCCUACCUGGGAGACAAGGUUUCUUCAUACGGAGGCUACCUCACCUACCAAAUCAAGUCCUUUGGCCUGCCUGGUGACAUGGUUCUUCUGGAAAAGAUGCCAGAUGUACAGUUCACUGGUCAGCACAUGUCCAUCGUCUACAAGGAACCAAGUAACCCACGACCUGACCGGCUGUAUCAUGUGCGUGUGCAGGUGGUGGAGAGAAACUUCAGACACGCCAGCAGCGGCGGCCCGGUGACCCGGGAAGAGCUGAUGAUGGUUCUGUCCAGCCUGGAAGACAUGCGCCUCCGAGGCCUCUACUUCACCGAGACGCAGCGGCUCUCUCUGAGCGGGGUGGGGCUGGAAGAGGCCUCGGACACAGGAAGUGGGCGCAGAGCACACAACGUUGAGAUGUGUGCCUGCCCCCCUCACUACACUGGUGACUCAUGCCAGGGUUGUAGCCCCGGAUACUAUUGGGAUAACGAAGGCCCGUAUAGACGAUGUGUUCCCUGCAAUUGCAACGGACAUUCCAGUCGAUGUCAGGAUGGCUCGGGAAUAUGUAUCAACUGCCAGCACAACACUGCGGGAGAACACUGUGAGCGCUGCAAGGAGGGUCACUAUGGGAACGCCGUCCAGGGAUCCUGUAGCGUCUGCCCGUGUCCUCACUCAAACAGCUUUGCCACUGGCUGUGUUGUGAAUGGGGGAAACGUAAGAUGCUUCUGCAAACCCGGAUACACAGGCACACAGUGCGAAAGGUGUGCACCAGGAUAUUUUGGGAAUCCCCAGAAGCUUGGAGGUAGCUGCCAACCAUGCAAUUGUAACAGCAAUGGCCAUCCGGGCAGUUGUCAUCCCCUGACUGGAGACUGCCUAAACCAAGAGCCCAAAGAUGGUGGCCCUGGAGAAGAAUGUGAUGACUGUGACAGCUGUGUGAUGACACUCUUGAACGACCUGGCCGCCAUGGGCAAUGAGCUCCACCUGGUCAAGUCUCAGCUGCACGGCCUGAGCACCAGCACCGGGUCUCUGGAGCAGAUGAAGCACUUGGAGACCCAGAUCAAGGACCUGAGGAAUCAGUUACUCACCUACCGGUCUGCCACUUCAAAUCACGGAUUAAAAAUGGAUGGUCUAGAAAAGGAACUGGGUAGUUUGAAUCAUGAAUUUGAAACUUUGCAAGAAAAGGUUCAAGUAAAUUCCAGAAAAGCACAAGCAUUACAUAACAAUGUCGAUCGGACUAUCCAAAGUGCGAAAGAGCUGGACACAAAGAUUAAAAAUGUCAUCCAGAAUGUGCACAUUCUCUUGAAGCAGAUCUCUGGGACCAGUGGGGAUGGCAACAACCUGCCUCCAGGGGAUUUUUCCAGAGAGUGGGCUGAAGCAGAGCGCAUGAUGAGAGAGCUACGGAACCGCGACUUUGGAAAGCAACUGAAAAAAGCAGAAGCUGAUAAAAGAGAGGCUCGGCUCUUGCUGACUCGGAUUAAGAGCUGGCUGGAACAGCACCAAGGCGAGAACAGCGCCCUUGUUAAGAGUCUACAGGAUUCUUUGCAUGACUAUGAAGCCAAACUCAGCAACCUCCAUGCAAUGCUACAGAAGGCAGCUGCCCAAGCAAAGCAGGCCACUGGCCUCAACCGAGAAAACGAGAAAGCUUUGGAAUCCAUCAAGACACAAAUCCAAGAAAUGAAUUCCCUGCGGAGUGAUUUGUCCAAGUACCUAGCCAUGGCGGACUCUUCCUUACUGCAGACCAACGUGCUCUUGCAGCAGAUGGGGGAAAGCCAGGAGGAAUACGAAAAGUUAGCUGCCACUAUAAAGGAAGAAAGACACAGGCUAAGUGACAAAGUGAGAGAACUCUCCCGGUCCACCAGCAAAGCGUCCCUGGUGGCGGAGGCAGAAGCGCAUGCGCAGUCUUUGCAAGAGCUGGCGAAGCAGCUGGAGGAGAUCAAGAGGAACACCAGCGGGAAUGAGCUGGUGCGCUGUGCAGUGGACGCCGCCACGGCCUAUGAGAACAUUCUCAACGCCAUCAAAGCGGCUGAGGACGCCGCCAACAAGGCCACCAGCGCGUCCGAGUCUGCGCUCCAGACAGUGAUAAAGGAAGAUCUUCCUGGAAAAGCGAAAACCCUGAGUUCUGACAGUGAUAAACUCUUGAAGCAAGCCAAGAUAACAGAGAAGCAGCUGCGGCAAGAAAUCAGCCCUGCUCUCAACAACCUUCAACAGACUCUGAAAGUUAUAACAGUUCAGAAAGGGUUGAUUGACACCAAUAUCACUGCCAUUCAUGAUGACCUUCGUGGGAUACAGAGAGAUGACAUCAGUGGUAUGAUCAGUAGUGCAAAGAGCAUGGUCAGAAAUGCCAAUGACAUCACAAAUGAGGUGCUAGAUGGGCUCGGCCCCAUUCAGACAGAUGUGACAAGAAUUAAAGAUACGUAUGGGAGCACACAGCGUGAAGACUUCAACAAGGCUCUCACCGAUGCGGAUAACUCAGUAAGGAAAUUAACCAAUAAACUGCCUGAUCUUUUGAGCAAGAUUGAAAGUAUCAACCAACAGCUCUUGCCACUAGGCAACAUCUCUGAUAAUGUGGACCGUAUCCGGGAGCUAAUUCAGCAGGCCAGAGAUGCUGCAAAUAAGGUCGCUAUCCCCAUGAGGUUCAAUGGUAAAUCUGGAGUUGAAGUCCGGGUGCCAGAUGACCUAGAAGACUUGAAAGGAUACACCUCUCUUUCUUUGUUUCUCCAAAGACCUGACUCAAGAGAAUAUGGGAGGACGGAGAAUAUGUUUGUGAUGUACCUCGGAAAUAAAGAUGCCUCCAAGGACUACAUUGGCAUGGCAGUUAUAGACGGCAAGCUCUCGUGUGUCUACAACCUGGGAGAACAGGAGUCAGAACUCCAGGUGGACCAGAGCGUGACCAAGAGCGAAACUCAGGAGGCAGUUAUGGACCGGGUGAAAUUUCAGAGAAUUUAUCAGUUUGCAAGUCUAAAUUACACGAAAAAAGCCACAGCCAUUAAACCCGGAACAUCCCAAUUCCAUGAAAUGGGUGGUGGAAGCAGCCACACGCUCCUCAAUCUAGAUCCUGAAAAUGUUGUAUUUUAUGUUGGAGGUUACCCACCUGACUUCAGACUUCCUGCUAGACUGAGGUUCCCUCCAUACAAAGGUUGUAUUGAGUUAGAUGACCUCAACGAAAAUGUUCUGAGCUUGUACAACUUCAAACAAACUUUCAAUCUCAACACAACGGAAGUAGAGCCUUGUAGAAGGAGAAAGGAAGAGUCAGACAGAAAUUACUUUGAAGGUACAGGCUAUGCUCGAGUUCCGACUCAACCAAAUGCUCCCAUCCCAACCUUUGGACAGGUGAUUCAGACCACCAUGGAUAGAGGACUGCUGUUCUUUGCAGAAAACAAGGAUCACUUCAUAUCUCUAGAUAUAGAAGAUGGCAAGCUCCUGGUGCGAUACAAACUGAAUUCAGAGCCACCGAAAGAAAAAGAAGUUACACAGGUUGUCAACAAUGGAAAAGACCAUUCGAUACAGAUCAUAAUUGGAAAAGCCCAAAAAGUUAUGAGGAUAAAUGUGGAUUUGGUUGGGAGCCUAAUUCACGGUGACAUAUUUGAUUUCAGCACAUAUUAUCUGGGAGGAAUUCCAAUUUCAAUCAGGGAAAGGUUUAACAUUUCUACACCUGCUUUCCGAGGCUGCAUGAAAAAUCUGAAGAAAACCAGUGGUGUUGUUAGGUUGAAUGACACUGUGGGAGUCACCAAAAAAUGCUCGGAAGACUGGAAGCUCGUGCGGUCUGCCUCAUUCUCCAGGGGUGGACAGUUGAGGUUCACCGAUUUGGACCUCCCUUUGCCCAACGAAUUCCAGGCCUCCUUUGGGUUUCAGACCUUUCAACCCAGUGGCAUGUUAUUUAAUCUCCAGGCACAGACCCGGAACCUGCAGAUCUCCCUGGAAGAUGGUCACAUUGAACUCAACACCAGGGAUAGCAACAGACCGAUUUUUAAAUCUCCACAGACAUACACGGAUGGUUCACUGCAUUACGUAUCUGUGAUAAGUGACAACUCUGGACUCCGGCUUCUCAUUGACGACCAGACUCUGAAAAGCAGCCAAAGGCUACAAGACUUGUCGGGUUCCCAGCAUCCCCUGUAUCUGGGCGGGAGUCAGUUCGAGGGUUGUAUCAGCAACGUUUUCAUCCGGAGGCAAUUAGAGAGUCCUGCGGUGCUGGACUUGACCAGUAAAACUUUCAAGAGAGACGUGUCCCUGGGAGGCUGCAGUUUAAACCCACCGCCUUUCCUCCUGUUGCUUAGAGGUGCUACAAGGCUUAACAAAUCCCACACUUUCAAUAUCAACCAGCCAUUGCAGGACACACCAGUGGUCUCCCCACGGAGAAUGGAGAUAUGGCAAGAGGCCCAGUCUUGCCUACCACCUCCUGGGGCCCAGGCCAGUCAUGGAGCCCUCAGGUUUGGGGACAGGCCCACCAGCCACUUGCUGUUCACGAUUCCCCAGGAGUCGGUGACAACCAGGUCACGGUUUGCGGUGGACGUGCAGACGGCUUCUUCCAGAGGCCUCGUGUUCUUCACGGGCACUCAGAACUCCUACAUGGCUCUUUAUCUCUCAAAGGGACGGCUGGUCUUUGCCUUGGGGACAGAUGGGAAGAAACUGAAGCUCAAAAGCAAGGAGAAAUGCAACAAUGGGCAGUGGCACACGGUGGUGUUUGGGCAGGAUGGAGAGAAGGGGCACUUGGUUGUGGAUGGUCUGAGGGCCCGGGAGGGAAGUUUGCCUGGAAAUUCCACCGUCAGCCUCAGAGCACCCGUUUACCUGGGAUCCUCUCCCUCCGGGAAGCCAAAGAGUCUCCCCCAAAACAGCUUUGUGGGAUGCCUGAGGAACUUUCAGUUGGAUCAGAAACCCCUGGACACCCCUUCUCUGAGCGUUGGUGUGUCCCCCUGCUUGGGUGGCUCUUUGGAGAAAGGCAUUUUUUUCUCCCAGGAGGGAGGACAUGUCGUCCUAGCUAACUCUGUGCUGUUGGGGCCCGAAUUUAAGCUGGUCUUCAGCAUUCGCCCAAGAAGCCUUACUGGCAUCCUAAUACAUGUCGGGAGUCGGCCGGGGAGGCACUUAUGUGUUUACCUGGAGGCUGGAAAGGUCACAGCCUCUGUGGACAGUGAAGCAGGGGGCAUCUUGGCAUCGGUCACACCAAAGCGGUCUCUGUGUGAUGGACGGUGGCACUCCGUGACAGUCACCAUCAAACAGCACAUCCUGCACCUGGAGCUGGACGCAGAGAACAGCUACACAGCUGGACGGCUCCCCUUCCCACCUGCCGACACUCGAGAGCCAUUACACAUUGGAGGUGUCCCAGCUGGUUUGAAGACCGUGAAGCUCCCAGUGUGGGAAUCAUUUUUUGGCUGUCUAAAGAACAUUCAAGUCAACCACGUUCCUGUCCCUGUCACGGAAGCCCUGGACAUCCAGGGGACUGUCAAUCUGAGUGGCUGUCCUCACCACUAACUCAAACCCAUCACACAACAAGGGAAGCCAUGCACUAGACCUCCAAGAGCACAGCCCCCCAACACACCUCCUUCUCUCCCCACAGGAUCAUUCUUGACUUAAGACACCUUCUAGAUGAGGUUGCUAGCAAGUCUCAUUUUGAAUUCUGACCACACGUACUCAUCAUUUUGGCACUCAGUGCCCCAUGUGUAUUUUAUAUAAAAAUCCCGUUUCUCGAAGAUGUCGAACAAAUUGUUACAUGCCUUUGGUAAUCUCUUCCACUAAAAAUGAAAUGUCUUUUAAAGAACAUUAUCUUCCACCUGGUUAAAAAAAAUAAAUAUCUUUUAAAGCACUUUAAAAAAACACCAAAAUUGUACAUGUGUUAAGGGCUUAUAACUUAUGGGGUUAAAUAAAGGCAGUGUAUUCUUUAAAUGA